This is a messenger RNA of Gastrolobium bilobum, 1372 nucleotides long. Its product is annotated as protein RAE1. The transcript is spliced from 11 exons. The record is from RefSeq and is a predicted model, not a curated record. Gene Ontology annotation, biological process: RNA export from nucleus; transcription-dependent tethering of RNA polymerase II gene DNA at nuclear periphery. Gene Ontology annotation, molecular function: ubiquitin binding; RNA binding. Gene Ontology annotation, cellular component: nuclear pore. Lineage: Eukaryota; Viridiplantae; Streptophyta; Magnoliopsida; Fabales; Fabaceae. The coding region runs from base 55 to 1095 and encodes 346 amino acids.
CCUUUGAACUAACCUCUCUUUCUCGCUCAUUCUUCGUGUUGGGGUGUGAUCAAAAUGUCGACUUUCGGUGCCGCUAACACAAAUCCGAACAAAUCGUACGAGGUAGCACAACCACCUGGGGAUUCUGUUUCGAGUCUUUCUUUCAGUUCCAAGGCCAAUUUCCUCGUGGCUACAUCAUGGGACAAUCAGGUUCGGUGUUGGGAGGUAGCAAGGAAUGGGACUGUUGUCACAAGUACACCCAAGGCUUCAAUAUCUCAUGAGCAACCAGUUUUAUGCUCCGCUUGGAAAGAUGAUGGAACAACAGUUUUUUCUGGAGGUUGUGACAAGCAGGUCAAGAUGUGGCCGCUUACAUCCGGUGGACAACCAAUGACUGUUGCCAUGCAUGAUGCUCCCAUCAAAGACCUUGCAUGGAUACCAGAGAUGAAUCUUUUAGCCACUGGAAGCUGGGACAAGACCCUGAAAUAUUGGGAUACUAGGCAGUCAAACCCGGUGCAUACUCAGCAACUCCCUGAACGUUGUUAUUCAAUGACAGUGAAACAUCCUCUGAUGGUUGUGGGAACUGCAGAUAGAAAUCUGAUUGUCUUCAAUUUGCAGAAUCCUCAGGCUGAGUACAAAAGAAUUAUAUCGCCCCUGAAAUAUCAGACAAGAUGUGUUGCUGCUUUUCCAGAUCAGCAAGGUUUUUUGAUUGGCUCAAUAGAAGGACGGGUUGGAGUGCAUCACCUGGAUGAUGCACAACAAAGCAAAAAUUUUACUUUUAAAUGUCACAGAGAGAAUAAUGAGAUAUAUUCAGUCAACUCCUUAAAUUUCCAUCCGAUACAUCACACUUUUGCAACUGCUGGAUCUGAUGGUGCUUUUAAUUUCUGGGAUAAGGACAGUAAACAGAGACUCAAGGCCAUGCAAAGGUGUAGUCAGCCCAUACCUUGCAGUGCAUUCAAUAAUGAUGGUUCCAUAUAUGCUUAUGCGGUCUGCUAUGAUUGGAGCAAGGGUGCAGAAAAUCACAAUCCAGCCACAGCGAAGAGCUACAUAUAUUUGCACUCACCACAGGAGUCUGAGGUUAAAGGUAAGCCACGUACGGGAGCAACGGGUAGAAAGUGAAACUUCGUGUUAAAGGUUCCUGGUGUUUUGGUGCAUUCAUAGAAGGGCUUUGAUACUCUGGAAUCAACAGAUCGGCCAUUUAAUGUUUUGGUGCAACAGCUAAAAUGAAAAGAUUGUAACUAGUACUUUGGUUUUUCAUUUUAAAUUUUUUUUUCUUAGGUUUGCCCAUUUUUAUACUCUGCCGGUGUAUUGGUAUGGUUUAAGCUGCUGCUCUUUGAUCCCAUGUACAGAUUCAAAUGAUGCUCUGAUAUCUUUUACAAUUCAUGUUGAUGGAUCA